Molecule: messenger RNA, 3648 nt
Organism: Pochonia chlamydosporia 170
Lineage: Eukaryota; Fungi; Ascomycota; Sordariomycetes; Hypocreales; Clavicipitaceae
Product: ATP-dependent DNA helicase PIF1
Exons: 3
Coding region: 1-3648 (1215 amino acids)
Biological process (GO): telomere maintenance; DNA repair
Molecular function (GO): DNA helicase activity
Source: RefSeq, a predicted model, not a curated record
AUGGAUCAGGUCAAGAUGGAGACCUGCACCCGCUGCAAGGAACGGUGGUUCGCGAUGGAUCUAAAGGCUGAGGUCUGCCACGCCUGCUUCUUGCGAGAUAAGGGCAGCAAAACACCCUUCCUCAUGUCCGCGGAGAACGAAAUGGACCCAGGAGACAUUCCGGCCCAUCUGCCAGAGCUGACACAGGUAGAAGAGAUGAUCAUCGCCCGGUCCCACGUGCAGAUGAUGGUCCACCGCUACCGUGGCCACCAGUACCACUACUCUGGACACUGUGUCAAUAUCGUGGUUUUACGACCCUCGGAUCGGGUUGUCGACAGAGAUCCGCGAUACCGACGCCAGUUCCGGUCAGAUUUUCGGGUCCGUAAGGGGCGUGUGAUCACCUGGCUACGGUUCUUAAAGGACCAUCACCCGGAUUACCGAUAUAUCACGGUUUAUCUAGACCGCAUCAACGCCCUCCCAGUCGAUGAGGAUGUCUCCUCAUCCUUUGCGUCCAUCAUCGACCCCGAUCCAGGGGAUGAGGUGCCUGAUCAACUCAUCUCAGCCGACCUACCACCUCCAAACUCACAAUCCAUGGUCCCAAAUCUUGACAUCACUACGACCGAGACAGGUUUGAUCGUCCAAGGGAUCACGGGCCGGAAACUCCCACCUCCCGGCCUGCCCGCACCGUCGAUUCGCAUGACUCCUAUGGAUGAGGCGUCGGGGAGGGAUCGCAUCUUUGCGAUGGCCUUUCCUACAUUGUAUCCCACUGGCCGAGCUGAUUUCAACACCCCUCGACUACGAAAGGUAGACUUGAAUGAUUACGCUCGACAUCUGAUGUGUUUCCACGAUGGAAGGUUCGGCCAGCACCCACGGUGGCGGUUUCUGAUCUUCAACAUCCUGAUGCGUCGUAAGGCAAACAGCUCCGCCCGAUUUUACGUCUCCAAGGCAUCUGGCCUGAAGGACUUGGGCCGCGACGAGCUUGGGAACGCCCUGCUCGCGGACGAUGGCCUCCUGCCCCAGAUCGUACGUCAGGGUUCGCAGCUGACGGGGACCCGGCCAUUCUGGAGAAAUAAGAGCAACGGCCUACAUGCCCACGCCCGCUUCCUCUCGCCUAGCAUGUCACCGGUUUUUGUAACUCUUAGUGCGGCCGACAUGCAAUGGCAGGACUUACAUCGGCACUUCCCUGGCUCUGCCGGCCUGGCAACGGCCGAUGAUCGUACCCGGCGGACGUUCAUCUGGGAUGGGGUCCAGAGGAACCCGCAUAUCGUCGCUCAUUACUUGGCCAUUCGGUUACGGGCCUUUACAGAGCACGUUUUACGUCCGCUUCUAGGGUUUACAGACUCCUGGGACCGCUUUGAGUGGCAGGCCCGUGGUUCCGGCCACUCCCACGGCCUCUUCUGGAUUCCCGCGGCUCCUCCCCUGGACCAGGAGACGGACGAGUCCCGAGCCAAGUUCGCCCGGUAUUGGGGUUCACUGAUCACGGCCUGGAAUCCCGACCAGUCCCGCUUGCCUGAUGCCCGGAAUCCUGCUUCUCUCGCUCCAGCGGAUGUCGCCAACACCGCUGACCAGUUUGCGGCUUUUCUAAACCGCCUCCAAAUGCACUCGGCCUGUCGAGCGCCUUACUGCUUACGAGCAAAGAAAGGAGAGGAUACACCCACCUGCCGUUUCUUCUUCCCGCGGCCGUUGUUUACGGCACCGGUUGUCACGAAAGCAAUUAAUCACAAGGCGUGGCUAUUCUCGCCGGCCCGAAAUCAAGGGACGCUCAACCAGUGUGCUCCCGCUCUUACGAUGGGCUGGAUGGCGAAUACCGAUAUUCAGCCACCGACGAGCCUACGUGCAGUGUUGUCGUAUAUAGGCAAGUACGUCUCCAAGCCUGAAAAGUCUUCUACGUCGUAUACUGAACUACAGGCCCAGGUCCUUCCCUUUAUGAACGACCGAGCGCCUCUACUGUCCUUUGUAUCUAAGAUGCUUAACAAGUUGAUCGGAGAACGCGACUGGUCGGCGCAAGAGAUAUCGCACAUCCUCCUACAGCUCCCAGUCCAAAAAUCCUCCCGUAUGCUCGUGGGCUUGGACUGUCGCCCGGAUAACAUCCAGCGUGACCUGAUUGUCCUUGAGUCGGGAGAAGUGACGGCCCAGCGUUUGGUACUGCGGAGGUAUCAAGACCGACUUGCGGACACGAAGCAUGGAGAUGCGGCCCUCAUCGAUCUCUCGCUUUUUGACUGUUUACGGCACUGGGAUUGGCUAACGUGGAAGGUUCGACCCCGGGCCAGCCCGCGAGUGAUCAACUACUACCCCCGGUACUUGAACGAUCCGGAAUCUCCUGGCUAUUCGGACUACUGCCGGGUCAGGCUGAUGCUCCAUCACCCAUUUGUAGACUGGGACGACCUGUUGAUGGUGGAUGGCCGGGUGUAUGGGUCCUAUAUCGAUGCUUUUCGGGCCUGUCGCCGCUCGCAUGCUCACCCGGAAGACUUUUAUACGCAUCCGGAUCCGGAAUCUGGGGCGUCGGACGCGGAGAGCGAUGAGGAUCCCGAGGAACAGGCGGAGGACCACCCUUUAGCGGACUUUGAAGCAUUUGCUCGCCGGAGAACGCAUGAAGAUUUCACUCGUGUCGACCUGCUCGAUAGUCUAGGCUCCCGGGAGAAGGACCGUGACUACAAUUGGUCCUCCCACGUCGGCCGUUACGACAUAUCCCCUGACAUCUGGGACCGGGUCAAGGCCGAAAACCCGAUUGCACAAGUAGUUGCGAUGGAUUCAUCACCCCUCCCUUUGAAUCGAGAACAGAGGAUGGUGUACGAUGCUGUGGUGAGUCAAUAUUCUCAGGAGCUUGCCUUGGAUGCGCCAGUUCCACGUCAGCUCCUUCUCAACGUGGACGGGGUUGCGGGAUCCGGGAAGACCUUCACCCUCCUCAAAACGUGUGCGCGGAUUCAAGAGCUCGCACUCGAGGCCGGACGGCAGAACCCAGUCUUCCGAGCUGCUCCUACAGGCAUUGCCGCGUUCAACAUCAUCGGUAAGACCCUCCACAGUCUCUUGCGGCUCCCGGUUAAGGGGAAGAAGUCAGAUUUGUCGGUUGCCACCUUGCAGUCUUUGCAAGCCCUGUUUCGGGACUGCCGCUUCCUGAUCGUUGACGAGAAGUCGAUGGUUGAUAUCAAGAUGCUCUCUUUGAUCGACGACCGCUUGCGGGUCAUCCUCCCCGCUACUUCGCACCUGCCUUUUGGCGGUGUGAACGUCUUGCUGUGUGGGGACUUCUUCCAGCUACCGCCGGUUGGAGGCCAGCCUCUCUACUCGCUAAGGCACUCCCACAUUGACGCAAUCAAGGGCCACCAGUUGUAUCGGGCAUUCGACCGUACAAUCCGACUGAUCCAAGUGAUGCGGCAGCAAGGAGAGGACGAUAUCUCGACCAAGUUCCGGCGGGCUUUGGGUGACCUGCGAAUAUCACAGCUAUCCAAGGAAAGCUGGGAACUCUUAUGUACCCGUAUUGCGAACCGGCUCUCUCCGCACGAGGUUGCGGCCUUUGACUCUGCUUUACGGCUCUACUUCACGACUGAGGAAGUAAGACAGACGAACUUUGACAAGUUGGCAAAUACUUACAAGCCCGUGAAGAAGAUUCUGGCCAGUCACAAAGGCCGCGGUGCUGCAAAGGCUACCGAGGAUGAGGCGGAUAACCUAUAG